This is a messenger RNA of Hirsutella rhossiliensis, 3411 nucleotides long. Its product is annotated as PIF1-like helicase domain-containing protein. NCBI's taxonomy places the organism in Eukaryota, Fungi, Ascomycota, Sordariomycetes, Hypocreales, Ophiocordycipitaceae. Gene Ontology annotation, molecular function: DNA helicase activity. The record is from RefSeq and is a predicted model, not a curated record. Gene Ontology annotation, biological process: telomere maintenance; DNA repair. The coding region runs from base 1 to 3411 and encodes 1136 amino acids. The transcript is spliced from 8 exons.
AUGGUCCGUGUCGCUAAAGAUUCCUUCCACAGGCUCGAGCAAGCGUAUGCGAACUUGAACGAGGACCGACUGAAGAGAGCCGAGGCGGAGAUGCGGGAGACAAGGACCACGUCGGACCCUGACAUAUCGGUCUUGCUUCGCGAGCUGUCGAUUUUUGGCCACGCACAGCCGCUCUCGAACGAAUCCCGUUUGCUUAUGCGGAGGAAGAUACAAGCUGUUAACAUUUGGGCCGGUAUGCCUGCAGUUUGGAUUACCAUCAGUCCCAACGACAUUAAUAAUCCGAUAAAGAUGAAGCUUGCCAUUCAUAGGCUGCACGAUUAUGACUCUGCAAAGGAGCUUUUGGCCGAUCUCCGUGAAAAGUACGACAGAAUCGCCCUCAGCACCAUGGAUCCGGUGAUCCGGUAUGUGGACUCUGUCUUUCAUGAGUGUUUAGACGAAGAUGCCGGAAAAGCCGUGCGACAACAGAGGAAGCCCAUCGAUCCCGUGGAGGAGGUCAUGACCAGCACCUCGGCUCUCACUGCGGCCUUCGAAGACGAAUCCAACUUCAUCGCGUACUGUUGCCAAGUGCACUCCCACACGUACACCUGCCUCAAGUAUUCUCUGAAGGGUGUCAUCGAACAGGGGGCAGAUCAACAGAGACGGACAGCCUGCCGCUUCAAGGCACCGUGGAAGAUCGUCGAGGAGACAGGGUUCACAGAGGAUGGUCUGCUUCAGAUCCGGCGCAAUCACCCGCUCGUCAACCGGUAUAACAAGUCAUUGGCGGUCGGCCUUCGCCACAAUCACGACGUCUCGAUGAUCUUGACCAAAACCAAGGGCCUGGCCAUGGUGUACUACAUCACGAACUACGCCACCAAACUGGAUACGCCGAUGUGGAGGCGCAUUGCUCUCGCCACCGAGGUUGCCCGCCAACUCCGCGAAGCCGGUCGUCCGACGUCUCGCGCACCAGAUCCCGCCCUGCCCGACAACAGGCAGCAGGCAGUGUUGAACGAGAGCCGUCAAUUCCUGAUGAGAACGGCAAAUCGGAUCUUCUCCGAGCGACAACUCUCGGCCGUAGAGGUCUGUUACCACCUCCUUGGAUAUGAUACCGACUUUACCAACGUGCCGCAUUGGUCUUUCCUGAACCUGACGGCGCUCUAUUGGGCAAUCUUUCGCCUAUGGUCACAUCUCCGCCAUCAGGCCGGCGAGCUGACGGACGCUGAACAGCCCGCGGAGACAAUCCGUCUGAGGCAAGGAGGGCGAACCCUUCUAUACCUAGACGCGUAUGCGUACCGCGGCCAUGUUCUACGAGACUUAUGCCUGUAUGACUACAUGUCAAUGAUUCAUUUGGAUUCCGACUGUGACGACUGGAUCCAAAAGCUUCGACGGCCCGACCAGUACGCCAUCCCGAUCUUCCAAGGAUACAUCAGCGACGACCAUGAGGACGAUCACCCAGUCUAUAUUAAGCGAAACUCUGUCCUACAUUUGGCGUUAUUUGUCCCUUGGGAAAACUUCAUUUCUGAGAGCCAAGGCGACAUAACCGACAUAUGGACGACGCAUCGAUCGGGGCUUUGUCCCCGCCUCCGUUUCCAUGUCUCCAACAUUGGUCUUUUGAGAAAAUCUGCCGAAGACGCGCGCAAGGACGCGAAGCUCUGGGCCAGUCGGUCGGAGGGCGACGACACAAUUGACGUCGAGUACCCACUUGACGACGGCCGCGAUGAAGAAGAGCCUCCAGCGCUGGCUCAUCGUCAGGCCUACAAAGCUCUGCUCCAGAUUUUGCGAAAUGCCGUGCAGGAUACGGACGCCACAAAAGACUCACCCGUCCUUGGAGGUCUAAUACACGAUCUGUGCGAAGAGAACCCGGCUGAAGAAGAGCAACCUUUUGUCCAACGUCAAGAGGAUCUGUACCGGAAUAUGCCCGAUCAAGCGGCCAAGGCCCAACAACUAUUGCAUCUUCGGAUGCUGGACGAUAUUGAGGGUGGUUCUCAGGGCACCGUACUAUCCACGAAUGGCGCCGACAUUGACGAUACCCUUGCUCGCUACGGCGAUAUGGAGUCCGCCGCUGCGCUCCCGGGCAGUGACCUCAAUGAACAAGGCCCUCGGAUGCUUGUCGACGUCAGUCCGGUCACUAGCUUCGUGGAGAUGGGACACACCACCGCGGCCAGCUUUACACUGAACUAUCUACAGACCAUGGCCCUUCAACUCGUUUGCCUAUUUCUGGACAGGUAUACGGCCAAUCCGGACUCAGCGGGUCAGCAUCUUCAAUACACCGGCGGGCCGGGUGGCACGGGAAAGUCGAGGAUUAUCGAUGCCCUGAAGGGCGUGUUCGCGGCGAGGAACCAGCCGCAUCUUCUGCAGAUAACCGGCACGUCGGGCAGUUCGGCGGCCCAUAUUGGCGGCACGACCAUCCACUCGGCCUGUGGGUUAGAUUCCCAUCGCGAUCCAAACAAACCGCCUCCCCCCUUCUCGGAGGCGAAGAAGUGGAUCUGGAAACAGAAGCUGGUACUCGUGAUUGACGAGGUCAGCAUGCUGGGAGGAGCCACUCUGCACAACGUCAGUCGUCACCUGCAGGCACUCCGUGACUGUCCGGACGAACCGUUUGGCGGCAUGCCCGUCGUCCUACUGAUGGGAGACUUCUACCAGUUCGCCCCCGUGCGGGAAACAAGCCUACUGAUCAUCAGACCGCCGGACCGAACAGAGACCCCCCUGCGACAGGCGACCAUCUCUCACCACAGCGGCUGCAGAUUGUGGCAUCUGUUCAAAACCGUGGUGCUCCUCGAAGACCAAGUCCGCGCACGCAACGAUCCCCAACUCCGUGCACUCCUGGAUCGAGUUCGUAACGGGCGCCAGACCCAUCAAGAUCUGAGCUUGCUCAACGCCAACAUUGUAGGACGCUCGCAAAUCACCUUCCACGAUGGUUUGCGCGCUAUAACGCCGCUGAACCGCACCCGCGGCGCGCUUUCUCCAGACAUCGUAGCGCGAACCGUCGGACAAGGCGACGACUCUGCCUGCAAAGUCCCCGGCGUCUUCUUCUACGCCCAGGGCAUGCCCGUGGUUGUCAACAAGAACGUCUACACUGGCCUGAAGGUUGUGAAUGGGGCCGACUUUGCUGCCGUGGACGUAGUACUCGAUCCCAAUCACCCGGGAUACUGCUUGGCCAAUGACGUGACCAUCCACUUCGGGCCACCACUCGGCAUUCUUCUGCAGUCCGAGGAGACGAAUGCCUUGGCGAUACCGUCCCUCCCUGUGGGGACGGGUAAAACGUUUGUAGAAGUACUCUUGGAGCUGCGUGGAAAUCGUCUGACCAAUGGCGAACCCUCCAAAUGCGAUUUCACGAGCCUCUAUGUUCAACUGUCCAGGUGUACUACGCUCCAUGGCAUCAAACUCCUCAGUCCCACUCACAAACUUGGCGGCGCAAACGAGACGGGCAUAUGA